Uranotaenia lowii is the source of this 1896-nucleotide messenger RNA. RefSeq names its product facilitated trehalose transporter Tret1-like. The transcript has 3 exons. Bases 41 to 1447 code for a protein of 468 amino acids. The record is from RefSeq and is a predicted model, not a curated record. Gene Ontology annotation, cellular component: membrane. Gene Ontology annotation, biological process: transmembrane transport; carbohydrate transport. Lineage: Eukaryota; Metazoa; Arthropoda; Insecta; Diptera; Culicidae. Gene Ontology annotation, molecular function: sugar transmembrane transporter activity.
ACGCUUUCACUAGAGCGGCCAUUCAAACAGCGGAAGCACAAUGCAUCGGUCAAAGGCAACAUUUCGGGAGUUCCUGGUAGCAGCCGUUGCCAAUAUCUCAGCCAUUGGUAUGGGGACGGCACUCGGGUGGCCAUCGCCGAUGUUUGCCAAUCUACUAAGCAACUCAACCCUGGAGAAUCCGGUUGGCUAUCCGAUAGUGGAGGCUGAGCAAUCGUGGAUCAAUUCGAUUCUAGCGGUGGGUGGCUUUUUUGGGCCCUUUGCUGCAGGAUAUUUGGCCGAUUGGAAAGGUCGCAGGUUGGCGCUUUUGCUGAGUGGGCCGUUACAUCUGAUAGGCUGGAUUUUGCUAGUAGUGGCAAAAUCGGUGGCGGUCAUGAUCGUUGGACGGUUUGUUUUGGGCUUCGGAAACGGUUGGAUUUUGAUUGCGCUCACUAUGUACAUUGGAGAAAUAGCCAGUGACAAGUACCGCGGAAUUCUUGGGUCAUUUCUGCAGAUAGGUCAAACGUUGGGAAUACUGUAUGUGUACUGCAUAGGACCAUUCGUGUCCUAUUUCGUGUGUCAGUGGAUAUGCUUGGCUGUUACCAUAUUGUUCACCGUGCUGUUCUAUUACAUGCCGGAAACGCCGCACUUCUACGUGGCAAACAAUUUGGACUAUAAAGCAACAGAGGUGUUGAUGUAUCUACGUGACGGACAUUCAGUGGAAGAUGUCGAACAAGAAAAAGAGUUGAUUAAGAAACACCUUCACCAGGAACAAGACCACCAGAAGUCCAAUGUCUUGCGAAGCCUAUUCACAAAUCGUGCAAACCUUCGAGCCCUAAUAAUUAGUUUCUUCCUUCUAUCGUUUCAACAAUGGACAGGAAUAGAUUGCAUUUUGUCGAAUAGUGAGCUGAUUUUCGACGAGGCCAACAUAUCUUUAGCUCCGGAAAUUUCAACAAUUAUGUUGGGUAUAGUACAAGUGGUCAGCUGCUUGUUGACGCUUCUAUUUGUAGACCGAGUAGGUCGAAAACCAGUUCUGAUGAGCUCAGCAUUGGGAUUGACAGUAAGUCUUGGUAUCUUAGGAGCAUACUUCAUGAUGGUCCAAAUGAACGAUGUCCCGCAGCAUAACAUAUCUUGGAUGCCCCUCACGGGAAUGCUUGCUUUCAUUGCCAUUUUCAACUUCGGCUUUGGACCCGUUCCGUGGGCCAUUGCUUCGGAAAUUUUUGCCCACGACGUUAAGGCAGUAGGGAACAUGAUCAACAUUUCUGUCACGUGGAUCCUAGACUUUUUAGCUCUUCGAUUCUUCUUACUGAUCGGAGAAACCUUUGGCUUGCAGUGGUCGUUUUGGAUUUUUGCCAUUGUCUGUGCAGCUGCUUUUGUGUUCACACUUCUUUGUGUAAUAGAAACCAAAGGUCUAAGUUUACAAGAAAUUCAAGAACGCCUCGGCAGCACCAAGAAGAAACCUGAUCAAUAACGAUGAUAGAUUUUGUUCUGUUUAAUUUUUUAUAGUUGCCGCAAAGUCAUCUCAUAAAAUAUUUAUUAAACUUUAUAAAAAUAAAAUUUACGUAUCAAAAGCUGAUGUGGAAUAUCCAAAAUCUUGAACGAUUUUUAGUUCUGAUUUGUCCAAAAAUAGGCAAUCAUCAUAAUUAAUGAUCAUUCAGCUAUCAAUAUAACGACACCAUGUUGGUAGGGCUAAGUGGGGUAAUUAUUUAUGAACAAGGGGUAAUUCCGAACAAUCAGUCUAAGCGCCGUUACGGUCAUUGUAGGGUCUCAAAACUGAUCAAAUGUGAUAGUCUAUCAUUUUAUUGCCUAUUUAUAGCCUUAAAUAAUUGUUUGUAAGUUUUUUUUAGAAUUGUGGAUCUGUAAUUUUUUUGAAAAUAUGUCUCCCACCUAAGAAAAAUUUAAAAUAACCCAUAACUUCUU